Limanda limanda (common dab) is the source of this 2289-nucleotide messenger RNA. RefSeq names its product Cbl proto-oncogene C, E3 ubiquitin protein ligase (gene cblc). Gene Ontology annotation, biological process: cell surface receptor signaling pathway; negative regulation of epidermal growth factor-activated receptor activity. The record is from RefSeq and is a predicted model, not a curated record. Gene Ontology annotation, cellular component: plasma membrane; membrane raft. The transcript is spliced from 14 exons. Gene Ontology annotation, molecular function: calcium ion binding; receptor tyrosine kinase binding; ubiquitin protein ligase activity. Bases 380 to 2182 code for a protein of 600 amino acids. Lineage: Eukaryota; Metazoa; Chordata; Actinopteri; Pleuronectiformes; Pleuronectidae.
GAAGAAACAGCAGCGUUUGAGGCCAUGACAGAGAAGGUGUUUCCACUGCUUUUUCACUCUUUGUCAUAGCUGCACUGUGACAGAGCUUGAGGAGGGUGAAGGGACAAAGAGUGGACCUUCUCAUCUUUGAAUGCUGCCUCUGCACACGUCCAUCGCUGCCUAAUGUGAUGUUGUUGGGUUAUCAUGAUAUGGAUGAAGGACGGCUGCUGUUUGAGGAAGCUAAGAUGACGCUAAGAUGAAGCAGACAUCAUAGUAAGGACCUCAAACAUUCAGACACGGAGAGUUUCCACUCCUCUUAGCACAGUAGUCGGCUCAUGCACAAGGACAGACGGGCAUUUAAAGUAGUUUAUGGUUCACUUCACCCACACACAACAGCGACAUGACGGCAGCAGCAGGUUCAAGCUCCCAGUUCCCAACAAGCGAGGACCGACAGCUGGUGGACAAGGCUCUCAAGAAACUGGACAAGCUCUACGAGCUGUGCAAGAACCCCCGCCUGGGCCUGAGGAACAGUCCGCCGUACCUGCCCGGGCUGGUAUCUGAGACGACAGAGCUGCUCAUGCAGGUUUGGGAGCCCUACGAAGGCUCCAAGGCUGCAGGCGGACAAACGCCCCGGGGAGACGAGGCCAACUACCUGAGGGUCCAUGUCAGAAACCUGCUGGAUAAGACAGACAGGGCUGUGCUGCUGUUCAAAGAAGGACGGGAAAAGAUAUUUGAGGAGACAUCGAGUCACAGGAGGGACUUGACUAAACUGUCUCUGCUGUUCAGUCACAUGCUGGGGGAGAUGAGGGCCAUGUUUCCAGAUGGAUCUUUUCAGGGUGACACCUACAGGGUGACCAAGUCAGAGGCCGAGAAGUUUUGGUGGCACUCCUGGGGGAACAAGUGUGUGGUUCCGUGGAACAUCUUUAAAGAGCAGCUGCGGAGUGCGCAUGCGUUUGAGGAAGGGAUGGAGUCCGUGGCGCUCAAAUCAACCAUCGAUCUCACCUGUAAUGACCACAUCUCUGUGUUUGAGUUUGACAUCUUCACCAGACUCUUUCAGCCCUGGAAGUCACUUUUAAGGAACUGGAACCAAUUAGCAGUGACUCAUCCAGGCUACAUGGCGUUCCUCACCUACGACCAGGUUGUAGCUCGUCUGGAGCACUACCUGCACAGGCCUGGAAGCUAUAUCUUCAGACUGAGCUGCACAAGAAUGGGACAGUGGGCUAUUGGUCAUGUGACCACUGAGGGCAGCAUCGUCCAGACCAUCCCCGAGAACACACCUCUCUACCUGGCUCUCAUCGAAGGCUUCAGUGAGAGCUGUUACCUGUACCCUGAUGGCCGUGAUGUGAACCCCGACCUGACCGCCUUGCGUGAACCUUGCCAGAGGAGCAAAGUCAAAGUCACAGAAGAGCAGUACGAGCUUUACUGUGACAUUGGCAGCACCUUCCAGUUGUGUAAGAUCUGUGCAGAGAGGGAUAAGGACACUCGUAUUCAGCCCUGUGGGCAUCUCCUGUGCCAACCCUGCCUCACAGGCUGGCAGAAGUCAGCGGGCAACACGUGUCCAUACUGUCGCUGCGUCAUCAGAGGGACUGAGUCCAUUCUCAUCGAGCCCUACAUGGCAGGCAGGGGUCGAGGCCAGGAGGAGGAGGAGGAGGAGGAAGAGGAGGCGGACCAUGAGGAUAUUGAACUUGUUAUAAAAGAAAUGGCUGCCUUGAAGAAGCUCUCAAGUCUGGAUUACCAGGUGCCCAGCCCCCCCCGCUUUGGUCCACCUCUGCCCCCUAAAAACAGCAAAACUCUCCCCCGCUCCUCCCAUCCCAGCAACCAGCCCCAGACACCAGAAGCCAACGUGCUGACCAAACACUUCCAUUCCAGUCCAGCUCACGGUGUCACUGAAGCACGGAGGAGACGCAAACAGCAACCAAACGUCAACAGGACUCAGAGGGAGGAGCCAAAGAGCAGUGAGGGCGAUGACUCUGGCGGCCUGAGGUUGCCUAGGCCACACCCACUCUCCCACAGCGUUGAUGAACUUAGAGAAGGGAAGACGUCUUCUUCAUCCCAGCAAGGUGUCAACAGUGAUGCUGCAUGGCUCGGCCCUUCCCACCCUGUCAAAGAGAGACAGAGACGUAAAGGGCGGGAGGAAAGGGGAAUCACUCCCAGGAAAGAUACAUUUGAUCUGGCUGAGGUGACGAGAACAAUGUCAUCCUGACAAAGACUCUGUAAAUGAAGAAAUGAAUGAAUCCUCCUUCAGCCUCAGUUAGAAGACUUUUUUGUGUCAUGUUUAUCUGUAAAUGAGACUGUGUGUGUAUGUGUGUG